This is a messenger RNA of Babesia bovis T2Bo, 910 nucleotides long. Its product is annotated as putative rRNA 2'-O-methyltransferase fibrillarin. The record is from RefSeq and is a predicted model, not a curated record. Gene Ontology annotation, cellular component: nucleolus; small-subunit processome; box C/D methylation guide snoRNP complex. NCBI's taxonomy places the organism in Eukaryota, Apicomplexa, Aconoidasida, Piroplasmida, Babesiidae. Bases 18 to 881 code for a protein of 287 amino acids. Gene Ontology annotation, molecular function: RNA binding; rRNA methyltransferase activity; histone H2AQ104 methyltransferase activity. Gene Ontology annotation, biological process: box C/D sno(s)RNA 3'-end processing; rRNA methylation. The transcript is spliced from 4 exons.
UUUUUAUACUUCACAAGAUGCUUGGCAAGCGCGGCUUUAAACCAGCUCGUGGUGGCGGCGGAGGCGGUCGUGGAUCUCAGAGGCCUCAGCGUGGCCGUGGAUUCAAGGGUGGUAGAGGCGGUGCUGGAGCUGGUAGACGCGGAGUGGGCGGCGCUUCUGCCAACAAGGUUAUGAUAGUGCCUCAUCGUUUUUCCGGUGUAUACAUUGCAAAGGGCAAAUCAGAUGCUUUGGUUACGCGUAACAUGGUUCCUGGGGAGUCCAUAUACGGUGAGAAGCGCAUUCAGAUAACGAACGAGGAUUCCGAGUCUAUUGAGUAUCGUGUAUGGAACCCUUUUAGAUCUAAAUUGGGCGCUACUAUUAUUGGUGGUGUGGCUAACAUGCCAAUUGGCAUAGGCACUAAGGUUCUCUAUUUGGGAGCUGCCAAUGGUACCACCGUCUCCCAUGUAUCUGACAUGGUUGGUCCCACUGGUAUGGUAUAUGCGGUGGAGUUUUCUCACAGAUCAGCUCGUGAUUUGACAAACAUGGCUAAGCGUCGUCCUAACAUUGUACCGAUUGUAGAGGACGCUCGUCAGCCAUUGCGUUACCGUAUGUUGGUUGGUAUGGUUGAUGUAGUUUUUGCUGACGUUGCGCAACCUGAUCAGGCUCGUAUUGUUGCUAUAAAUGCUUAUCAUUUUUUGAAGCCUGGCGGAUGGUUCAUCAUUGCUAUUAAGGCCAACUGUGUGGACUCCACUGCCAAGCCUGAGGCUGUUUUCGCUGCUGAGGUAGAUAAGCUUCGAAAGGAGAGUUGCAAGCCUCGUGAGCAGUUGACAUUGGAGCCUUACCAUCGUGACCACGCUGUUGUAAUCGGUCAGUAUCGCGUUAAGAAGAAGAAGGCGACAUGAAUCAUUGUAUCGCCUGUUUUGUGAACACA